AUGUCAAUAGAAUCUAAUAUUAUUGGGUUAUCAGUAAUUGCAUUUUUGUUGCUAUUGCCUCCAUUGGCUUGGCAUACACAGUCUAAAAAUAUUCCUGCUAUUAUAUUGAUUAUAUGGUUGCUGCUGAUGGAUUUGAAAUCUAUUGUAGAUGCAGCAGUUUGGAGUGGAGAGGAUUACGCUAAUAAAUGGAAUGGUAGAGGUUGGUGUGAUAUAAUGAUAAAAUUGCAAAUUGGUGCCAACGUUGGUAUCUCUUGCGCUGUUACAAAUAUCAUUUAUAAUUUGCAUACAAUUUUGAAAGCUGACGCUGUCUUACCAGAUUUAAACUCAUGGCAAAAAAUUGCAAAAGAUUUAGCUAUAAGUUUAGUGACACCAAUUAGUGUGAUGGGAUUAUCUUAUAUAGUCCAAAUUUAUAGAUUCGGUAUUGCACGUUACAAUGGUUGUCAAAAUUUGCUUACCCCCACCUGGGUCACUACAGUUAUUUAUACAAUGUGGAUGUUCAUUUGGUCAUUAAUUGCUACCAUCUAUGCAUGUCUGGUUUUAUAUGUCUUUUAUAGAAAACGUAAAGAUGUGCGAGACAUAUUACAUUGUACCAAUUCUGGUCUUAAUCUUACAAGGUUUGCCAGAUUAUUAAUCUUUUGCUUUGUUAUCAUUUUGGUUAUGUUCCCAGUGUCAGUUUAUACUUUUGCUCACGAUUUAGAAUCUGUUCGUGGUAACUUCAACUUCGAUCGAGUACAUUCAAAUAUUACAUGGCAUUUAAUAAUUAAAUUUGAUCCUGGUAAGCCAUUGUAUAACAUUUGGAUUUAUGAUGUCAUGUCUUACUUAGUUUUUAUUAUCUUUGGCCUGGGUUCAGACGCAUUGAAAAUGUAUGAAAGAUUCUUGUACACCGUCAAACUGGGAUUCAUUGUUGACUUCUUCAAAGGAUUUGUUAAAACACACAAGGACAACCGUGUGGCUAAAUUGCUUGGUCAACUUUCUACUGCAAAAGAUGAUUUCAGCACAGAAUAUAUGUCAUCAUCAAGUGGUGAAGAAAAAAUGGAUGAAGAAAUGUAUGCAUUCACUACAAGGACUCCAAUUGAAAAUAGUAGGAUAUAUGUAGAUUACAAGAUACCAUUUGAUACAAAAAAAAUGGAUAAUAUAAGGAGAAAUAGAAGAUGGAGUGAGUUAGAGGAUUUGGAUUAUGAAGAUAUUUACAGUGAAGACGUCGUUGAAUUUAUUCCAGCGCAACUGAUGGAUUCGAGAACACCAAAUGACACUAAAUCUAUAAAUAAACUUGAGAAGGAAGUAGAAAUAUUCGAUGAUGAUGUCACUGUCUACCGUGGUGAAGAAGAAUAUCAAAAUUGUUCGCCAAGUAAGAAAAGUAAUGUUACUACGACUACUGAAGUGGACGAUUCAAGUGAGUUAGAUUUCCAUUACAAACUUGAAACUAAAAAAUAA
Vanderwaltozyma polyspora DSM 70294 is the source of this 1434-nucleotide messenger RNA. It is a transcript of the gene STE3, whose product is annotated as Ste3p. Bases 1 to 1434 code for a protein of 477 amino acids. Gene Ontology annotation, cellular component: membrane. Gene Ontology annotation, molecular function: mating-type factor pheromone receptor activity. Gene Ontology annotation, biological process: G protein-coupled receptor signaling pathway. The record is from RefSeq and is a predicted model, not a curated record. NCBI's taxonomy places the organism in Eukaryota, Fungi, Ascomycota, Saccharomycetes, Saccharomycetales, Saccharomycetaceae. The transcript has a single exon.